UAUUAGACAGAAAUAAAUUCGAGGAUACCCAUCUAAAACCGUGAGAUUAUCUAAUAUAUACAUUAAUACAUUUAAUCUAAAUGAUUAAUACGUUAUUCUAAAGACAAAUAAACCACAAUAAUGUAUAACUCAAUGAUUUGAAAGGUUCUGCACAAAGAAGGUCGCGCUUCUUUGACAUCAUGCGGACACCAGACGCACAUGUGUCUUCUUGGUUUCAUGUACUUCGUCAUUAAUUUCCUCUACAGGUCACUUCUUUGUAAAUGAUGUGGAAAUGUAUACAAAGGUCGUUCAUUCACGUGUCAGCGGUCUAUCUAAAGAAGACGCCUCUGCAUAUGAAGGGGAAAAGUGCUGCUGAUCAGAGAUGGCUGGUGCGGCAGCUCAAUGACCCUUUCGUUAAAGCUGCUCACCUGCAGAAUUACCGCUGUAGAAGCGCCUUUAAACUGAUCGAGAUAGAUGAUAAAUACAGACUUCUGAAACCUGGUUUAAGUGUCAUAGACUGUGGUGCUGCGCCUGGUGCGUGGAGUCAAGUUGCCGUCCAGAGAGUCAAUUCAACAGCAGAAAGUGCAGAUCUUCCAAAAGGAAGCGUAAUAGGAAUAGACAUAUUACGCAUCGCCCCUUUGGAUGGAGCUCAGUUUCUGUCCAAUCACGACGUCACUGCUCCUUCAAGUCACACGGCGCUGGAGAGGCUCCUCCCUGAAGCUCGAGCAGAUGUCAUCCUCAGUGACAUGGCCCCCAAUGCCAGUGGGCUCAGGGAACUGGAUCAUGAAAGACUGGUCACCAUGUGUCUAUCAGCGCUGGACUUGGCUGACAAGGUUUUGCGUCCCGGGGGCUCUUUGAUUUGUAAAUACUGGGAUGGAGCUCUGGCCAAUAAGCUCCAGCAGAGACUUUCCUCUAUGUUUCAAGAUGUAAGAACCGUAAAGCCAAGAGCAAGCAGGAAGGAGUCCGCAGAGCUUUUCUUUCUGGCGAGGAUGUUUAAAAUGAAAUAGGAUGAAGUCUUUUUCACGCAAAUCCAAUUUUAAUAUAUGAAAUAUAAAUAAAUAUAUGUUUAAUAAAAGAAAGUAGUUGGGUUUGUAUUGCUUACCUGCAACCUGAUCAGUGCAUUAAAAACUAGAAACCUAACGCGUAUCCUGAACAUUAAAAAAUGCUAUAGUAGAAUAAAUAUGAAGUCAGAUUUGCAUAUGAUUUUCAGUUUAUCAGUAAGGCCUAGCAGCGUUAAAGACAUGGUUGGCAUGCACCUAAAAUGCGUUUUAGUGAGGAAUUUCAGAUUUAUAGUAUAUUUUACACUAUAAGAGUGUAUAGUUUCCUCCUAUUAGUAAAUGAUGUCCUUACGAAAGCACAUACAACAUUUAGUAUUUGAUGGAUUAGAUCAGUGGUUCUCAAAUGGCCGUCCGUGAAGCAUUUGUGUAAAGUUGUGUAAAAACUAAACUAAAUAAAACCAUUAGAAUUGACUAAAA
Molecule: messenger RNA, 1454 nt
Organism: Rhinichthys klamathensis goyatoka
Lineage: Eukaryota; Metazoa; Chordata; Actinopteri; Cypriniformes; Leuciscidae
Gene: mrm2
Product: mitochondrial rRNA methyltransferase 2
Exons: 2
Coding region: 261-986 (241 amino acids)
Biological process (GO): RNA methylation
Cellular component (GO): mitochondrion
Molecular function (GO): rRNA (uridine-2'-O-ribose)-methyltransferase activity
Source: RefSeq, a predicted model, not a curated record